CUUUCAGGCCACGCACAGUCGUCCGGCCGCCGCGUGUUGGCGUUCGCGUCUGAUUUAACUGGGAAAGCAAAAAAAGUAAUAAAGAUAAAACAAACGUAUUUGCUUAACAACUCUCUCGUCCGUGAACGUGUCCGCACGAUUUCCAAAAAGUAUGAAUAGUGACCGCUGCAAUUGAUAUUCGGAUAACGACCACUAACACCGUAGCUUCUAAACGGAUAGGACAAAUACAAAACAAUGGCGUCGCUCCAGCGUUUAUCGUUCGUGCCGUCUGUGAACAAUCUAUCACACCAAAGACUCCAGGACAGCGACGAAAAUUCUACAGACGACGAUGAGAGUUCACCCCUGACCCAAGACUUAUACGGAGGAAGUCAGAGGACCGUUGCAGAAACAAAAGCAUGGGACGUGUUCCGAGACUUGCCACCACGCAGCGACAGUGGCUCCAUGACCAAUCAGGCAUGUCUUGAGUUCACCAUUCGUGUUCUCAAAAUGCUUGCUUACCUGACCACGUUUAUCAUAGUCUUAUGCUGCGGUGUCAUGGCCAAAUCCAGCAUGUUUUUCAUGACUUCUCAAAUACGAGCCGACCGGGUGGUGACGUACUGCAACAAAGAUCUGAGUCGUGACAAGCUCUACGUAGUUAACUUGCCCACAGAAGAACGAGUCGUGUGGAUAUGGUGUCUUCUAUUAGCGUUCAUCGUUCCCGAACUGGGAACCCUAAUCCGAUCCAUUAGGAUAUGUUUCUUUAAAUCUUGUCGAAAACCGCCGCUUAAAGAUUUCGUUUUCGUUUUAGUCAUGGAAACCUUACACGUUUUUGGCAUCGUCCUGCUGGUCUAUGUAGUGUUACCCAGCUUGGACGUAAUUAAAGGUGCAAUGCUUACCAAUUGUCUUUGUUUCGUACCGGCAUUACUCAGCUUAUUGUCGAGAACCACAAAAGGAUGCAAGACUAAUUCGGAAAAAUCAGAAGUUUAUGCCAAAGUUUUGAUGGACUUAAUCGCUGUCGCUUCGCAAGCCACCGGCUUUUUCUUGUGGCCUCUGUUGCACCCGGAACAACAAAUGAACACUUUCAUUAUACCAAUAACAGUGUUCUGUAUUUCUUGCGGUUAUUGGGAAAACUAUACGACUAAGCACACACUGUUCGGAUUUAUGCGGUUUGCAUACCUCAUUAAAGACCGCAUGAAAAGGACACGGUAUUUCAUAUACAUGUUGAUAUCCGUAUGGAAAAUGAUGUGUUUCUUGUGCUUCAUGCUAAUAAUCAUGUUUAUAAAAGGCGAAAGCGUCACGCAAUUGUUUACAUUGGUCAACGCCGGGCUCUCGAAUCACAAGAUACAAGUCCUGGAGGUGAACCAAGUACUACGAAAUGGCGCUACUCUUCCUGAUCUUUCGGACAUUAUCACAACCGGUGACACAGUAGACGUGGACGCAGAAUAUAUAACCGCCUUACAUGUUCUGCUCAUACAAAUUAUAUCGGCGUACCUUUGCUAUAUAUUCGGUAAAUUCGCUUGCAAGAUCAUGAUCCAGGGAUUUAGUUACGCGUUCCCGGUUAAUCUAACCGUACCAGUCACCAUGUCAGCAUUAAUAAUCGCAUGCGGGUUGCGGCACGACGAUCCGUGUUUCUUCCACGAAUCCAUUCCCGACUACUUGUUUUUCGAUUCACCCGAUGUGAACUUUCUCAAUAAUUUCAUCGCCAAAGAGCACGUUUGGGUUUGGUUAUUGUGGCUUUUGUCUCAGACGUGGGUGACCCUGCACAUUUGGACGCCAAAAUGCGAACGUUUGGCCACCACUGAAAAGUUGUUCGCAAGACCAAUGUACGAUGCUCUGCUGAUUGACCAAUCGUUGGGCAUGAACAGGAGGUGUGACGAUGAGAAAGACGUAAAAACCGAAGAACUGGCCGACAGAGAAAAAGAACCGGACGAGUACUACGAGACGAUAUCGGUGCACACGGACGUGAGUAGCACCACGCCGAAAACAGUAAAGAAAUCCGACAGUAUCACCAAGAUAUACGCAUGCGCGACUAUGUGGCACGAAACCCACGAGGAGAUGAUGGAAAUGUUGAAGUCAAUACUUCGAAUGGACGAAGACCAAUGUGCGCGCCGAGUGGCUCAGAAAUACUUGCGAGUAGUCGACCCCGACUACUACGAAUUUGAAACGCACAUAUUCUUGGAUGACGGUUUUGAAAUCAGUGAUGAAAACGACGACUGGAGUCAAGUAAAUAGGUUCGUCAAGCUGUUCGUGACCACCAUUGACGAGGCGGCCACACACGUACACGAAACGAACAUACGCAUCAAACCGCCGACCAAGUAUCCGACCCCAUACGGUGGCCGGUUAGUGUGGACAUUGCCGGGUAAAACCAAACUGACAGUACACAUCAAAGACAAAUCAAAAAUUCGUCACAGAAAACGAUGGAGUCAGGUUAUGUAUAUGUACUAUCUGCUCGGCCAUCGACUUAUGGAGCUGCCAAUAUCGGUCGAGCGGAAAGAAGUAAUAGCGGAAAACACAUUCUUACUGACACUGGACGGAGACAUUGACUUUCAACCACAUGCAGUCCGAUUACUAAUAGAUCUAAUGAAAAAGAACAAAAACUUGGGAGCCGCUUGUGGCAGAAUCCAUCCUGUUGGAGCCGGUCCGUUGGCUUGGUACCAAAUAUUCGAGUACGCAAUCGGCCAUUGGCUGCAAAAGGCUACUGAACACAUGAUUGGUUGUGUCCUGUGUAGUCCAGGAUGUUUCUCGCUCUUUAGAGGUAAAGCUCUGAUGGACGAUAACGUUAUGAGGAGGUACACGAUGAAGUCGGACGAAGCCAGACAUUAUGUGCAAUACGAUCAAGGCGAAGACAGAUGGCUAUGUACGCUCCUACUGCAAAGAGGAUACCGUGUGGAGUAUUCGGCUGCGAGCGAUGCUUACACUCAUUGUCCAGAAAGCUUUAAUGAGUUCUACAAUCAACGUCGUCGAUGGGUACCGUCGACAAUGGCCAAUAUUAUGGACUUGCUAAUGGACUACAAGAAGACAAUUAAGAUUAACGACAACAUUUCAAUGCCUUAUAUCAGUUACCACAUCAUGUUGAUGGGAGGUACAAUUCUGGGUCCGGGCACGAUAUUUCUUAUGUUGGUUGGAGCUUUUGUGGCUGUUUUCCACAUAGACAACUGGACGAGUUUCUAUUACAAUAUAAUUCCGAUUCUGACAUUUGUUUUCGUGUGCUUUACUUGCAAAUCACACAUACAGUUGCUCCUGGCGCAAAUACUUUCGGCAAUCUACGCGCUAGUAAUGAUGGCCGUCAUUGUCGGUACGGCUUUACAGCUGGGUGAGGACGGCAUCGGUUCGCCAUCGGCCAUUUUCCUGAUAGCCAUGUUGGGCUCGUUCUUUAUAGCAGCAUUACUACAUCCACAAGAGUUCUCUUGUAUAAUCUUCUUCUCAAUAUACUUGCUAUCUAUUCCAUCGAUGUACUUGCUUUUAAUUUUGUACUCAAUCAUCAAUCUCAACAUCGUCACGUGGGGUACAAGAGAAGUUCAAGUAAAGAGGACGAAAAAAGAAAUCGAAGCGGAAAAGAAAGCGGCGGAAGAAGCAGAGAAAAAGAACAAACAAAAAUCAAUGCUCGGUUUCUUGCAAAAUUUGGACCCCAACGCCAACAAUGAAGAAGGAUCGUUUGAACUUUCCUUCGCCGGCCUGUUUAAAUGCAUGUUCUGUACUUACCAAAAACCUGUGGACGAGCGCCAACAGCUAGUCAGAAUUGCAGAUUCACUUGAAGGACUAGGCAAACGGAUGGACCUCAUCGAAAAAAGUAUAAUCGACCCGACGUCGGUUAAUCGCAGAAGGAACAUUUCAACAAGCAGCGUACCGCAUCAGAAUGCGCUGAAUCCUGUGCAAGAAGAAUCGUCAGAAAACGACCAUUCCGAAACCGAAACAGACGAGGAAUCUUUAGAACCGAAAGUGGAGCGCAAUGACGACAUUAACCCUUUUUGGAUCGAAGACAAAGCGUUAAAAAAAGGUGCGGUGGCAUUUUUAUCAGUGAGCGAACAAUUGUUCUGGAAGGACUUGAUAGACAAAUAUUUAUACCCGAUCGACGAAGAUAAGAACGAGAAAGCUCGUAUCGCAUCAGACUUAAUCGAGCUGAGAAACAAAUCUGUGUUUUCGUUUUUUAUGAUCAACGCUCUUUUCGUGCUCGUCGUAUUCUUGCUUCAGCUGAACAAAGACAAACUCCAUUUAGACUGGCCACUGGGCGUAAAAACCAAUAUUACCACAAUACCAGAAACGUCAGAAAUCAUUAUCACUAAGGAGUACCUUCACUUGGAACCUAUCGGUCUGGUGUUCGUGUUCUUCUUCGCGUUCAUCAUGGUCAUUCAGUUCACGGCUAUGUUGUUCCAUCGUUUCGGAACUCUGUCACACAUACUCGCGUCUACCGACCUGAACUUCUGUUGGAACAAAACGACUGAAGAAUUGACACAAGACGGUCUUCUAGACAAGCAAGCUGUGGUCAUAGUUAAACAUCUGCAACGUUUGAAAGGUAUCAAUGGCGAUUAUGACAAUGAUUCGGGAUCGAGCGGAGGAAACGUUGGCCGACGAAGGACGAUCUACAAUUUGGAGAAACAAAGGCAGAAGACUCGGACGAUAGGAACGCUGGAUGUAGCGUUCCGGAAAAGGUUUUUGCAAAUGAAAAUGGGCGAAGACGAAGACGAACCGCAAGGUACUCCGGUGUUGGGUAGAAAGCUGACUAUGGGCAAAGAAGUGCGCCAGGCACUGGAAGUCAGGAGAAGGUCGAUGCAAGCUGAGCGGCGAAAGUCUCAGAUGCAAACUUUAGGGGCCAGCAACGCGUUUAAUCAGGCUCAGCGGCAAUCGAACGCGGGUAUUAGUGUCAAAGACAUAUUCAAAGGCAGCCAAAAUCCCGCAUAUGAACAUGACGAAGGUGAACUACAAUUGCAAACCAUGAAUUAAUCAAAAACGAGAAGAAAAAAUAAAACCUAACCGGAGCGAAUUGGACGCCAAGCGUUUCUAGUCAACAUAUUUUUUUUUGUAUUUUUGUAACUCUGCCAUCAGACGUAAUGUAUGUCAGUCGACUCCUCGCGUAAUUGACGUUUUGUGUUCAAAAAUUAAAAAAAAAAGAUAAUGUCAAAAACAGUUUUUCUUUGUACUCGGUUAUAGAUAUUAUAAUUUAUAAUAAUUAAUACUCUACGACAAAGGCUAAUACACGAUAAUACAUGGCCAAAAGCAGUUUACCUACUUAAAUAUAUAUUAAGUAAUAUUAAUUCAUUUUAAAAUCCAAGACAUUGAAAUCUUAACUAAUGACACUGUAUUGUGUACACUCGUUUCAAUAAUAAUGUACCUAGUAUGAAAUUUUUUUAAUUAAAUGUUGUUGCUCAUUA
Messenger RNA from Adelges cooleyi (spruce gall adelgid), 5348 nucleotides. RefSeq names its product chitin synthase chs-2 (gene kkv). Bases 235 to 4920 code for a protein of 1561 amino acids. NCBI's taxonomy places the organism in Eukaryota, Metazoa, Arthropoda, Insecta, Hemiptera, Adelgidae. The transcript is spliced from 20 exons. Gene Ontology annotation, cellular component: cell periphery; cell septum. Gene Ontology annotation, molecular function: chitin synthase activity. The record is from RefSeq and is a predicted model, not a curated record.